Messenger RNA from Megalobrama amblycephala (Wuchang bream), 3227 nucleotides. Its product is annotated as meiotic recombination protein REC8 homolog. Gene Ontology annotation, cellular component: synaptonemal complex; cohesin complex. The coding region runs from base 620 to 2986 and encodes 788 amino acids. Gene Ontology annotation, biological process: synaptonemal complex assembly; mitotic sister chromatid cohesion; replication-born double-strand break repair via sister chromatid exchange. The transcript is spliced from 23 exons. Lineage: Eukaryota; Metazoa; Chordata; Actinopteri; Cypriniformes; Xenocyprididae. Gene Ontology annotation, molecular function: chromatin binding; protein binding. The record is from RefSeq and is a predicted model, not a curated record.
AGUUAAUGAAUAUUAAAAAGGCUAGUCUUCAGCAUAGUAGGAUUGGUUCAUUCGUUCGCUGCUGUGCGGCGUCAGCGUCAGCCAUUUAGCAAACCAGUUAAGGUUACUGGGCAAACGUAAUUAAUAUUCAUAAUCUAAUCAUAACGCACAACAUAUAUACGCCACCCGAUGGCGAUUAGAUGCAAUAUUACUGCUCAUCGUUUUUCUCGCUUUUGCUUCUUUAUAUUGUAAUAAAUAACCCCUUUAUACAAUAUAAUUGUCACCCGCUCAUAAUGACGCAAGAAUGCUGUGUAAAUAUUUUAAUGCUUCUCAAUAUUCAUUAUGUUGCAAUGUGUAUAACAAAAUAGGAAUUAUUAUGGAAACAGGACAGUCCAAUAAAACGCGUCUUAGACAGCUGUCUUAAUAAGAUUGGUUUGUCUAUUUCACAAAGCACAACUGAUUGGUAGAUCUUUCAAAACAAUUCCCCCACAGCAACCUUUGAAGUGGCUGCUAUAUAUAGUUCCUAUCAAAACACUUUGGAUUUCACCUGAGAGAUUUCAUUUCUUUCACGAUCACGCUAUUGCAGUUUUUGCUGAACAUUUGCUUUAAAUUGAUCCUGUCUUUAUCAACCUGUGUCACAAUGUUUUUCUAUCCUACUGUGCUCAAUCAUCGGACUGGGUGCUUUGCCACGAUAUGGUUGGCGGCCACUAAAGGACGAAAGAUCAGUCGGAGAGAUAUGCUUAAAGUCAAUGUCCAGCGCACCUGCAAUGACAUCAUGGAUUACGUGUUGGUCAGAGUCCCGCCCCCUGUCUCAGGAUUGCCCCGCCCCCGUUUCUCCCUGUACCUGUCCUCCCAGCUGCAGUAUGGAGUGGUGCUCGUCUACCACAGACAGUGUGAAUUUUUGUUAGAGGACACUCAGGGGGCAAUUGAUAAACUGCUCCGCCUUAACCGGAAGGCUAACAUUGAUUUGAUGGAUGAAGAAACCAGGCAGAGUCACAUGAUCCCCGAUGCUGUUGCACUAUUUGAUGAAACAGAGGGGGCGAGGGAUCCGUUCUUUGGAGUUAUGGAGUGCGGGUACGGCCUGCCAAGUCCAAGCAGCUAUAUUCAGCGAAUGGAGGGGGUUUUACCAGAACAUGUCCCGCCCACUAGAGAACCAACACCACUUUCAGAUGGCAUCACAGCUAGUCAGGAGUCCAUCACUCUGACAGAAAGAGAACCUGUUAUCAUGCCUGAGCCAGAGUUUGAAGGAGCAGAUCUGCAGGAAUCCGACAUGAUCGAACUACUGCUGGAGCAGCCAGAUCACUUUCUUGAGCGUGAAGAUGAGAGGCAGCCGGAGAUAGACAGAGAAAGAGAGCAAAUAGAGAUUGAGACAGAAGAGGACAGAGAGCUGAGGAUGCCUGAUGAAAGAGAGCAAAUAGAGAUUGAGACAGAAGAGGACAGAGAGCCGAGGAUGCCUGAUGAAAGAGAGCAAGAGAGAGCAGCUCUUGAGAGAGAGACAGCACGAGAUCUGACAGCAUCAGUCUCUUUAGAUCUGGCACAAAUCACUGGCGCGUCAAGCCAGGAAGUUGUCCUGCUGCCUGAGGAGGAUUUGGGGCUGCCCAUUGAGAUGCCUGUGUUAGAAGAAAGAGAAAAGACGCCAGUAUCUGUGUCUGUACCCAUACCAUCCCCUCCGCCCGCCGAAGAGGAGGAAAUGGCUGUUGAACCAGAGAGAGAGAGAGUGGUGAGAGAGAGGAGCCCUCCUCUUGAGCCUGCUGUAGUGAGGCCUGAAUCUCCUAAAGAGCAGAAGAAGAGGAGGAGACAGCUGCUCUUCAUUGAUGAACAAAUACAGAUAUCUCAAGAGGAAAUGAGGGCCCGGAUUGAUGAUGUGGAGACAGAGACCAGGCCUUUGGCGGCACUCAUCAAACCACCCUUAAAAAAGAGGGGUGCUAAAGAACUACUCGGGAACCCUUGCUUGAGCCUUCCACCUGAAAUCCUGGCGCUAUGGAAACGGGCAGCGGUCGUGAAGCCCAUCCCACCAUCCAGGCAGCGCUGGGAGGUUCCCGUAGCAGAGGAGAUACCAGAGACAGAAGAGGAAAGACCAGAACCAGCAGAGAGAGAAGAGGAGAGAGAGCUUAGCUCAAAAGAGAUUCCCAGAGAAAUGUUGGAGUCUGACCUCCUCCAGCAAGAAACACCAGCCUCUUUGGUCAUUUUGGAGACACCAGAUAAGGAUUUUUCUCCACUCGAGACACCUGAAAUGAGACGAUCCCCUGUUCCAGAAAUUCAGUUUGGUCUAGAGGACAUCCCAGAGGAGAGGGUCCCAGAGAUGGAAGAUAUUACAAUGGAUAUUGAGGAACGGUUAAGAUCCCCUGUUCCAGAAAUUCAGCUUGGUCUGGAGGACAUCCCAGAGGAGAGGAUCCCAGAGAUGGAAGAAAUUACAGUGGAUAUUGAGGAACGGUUAAGAUCCCCUGUUCCAGAAAUUCAGCUUGGUCUGGAGGAAAUCCCAGAGGAGAGGGUCCCAGAGAUGGAAGAUAUUACAAUGGAUAUUGAGGAACAGUUAAGAUCCCCUGUUCCAGAAAUUCAGCUUGGUCUGGAGGAAAUCCCAGAGGAGAGGGUCCCAGAGAUGGAAGAUAUUACAGUGGAUAUCGAGGAACAGUUAAGAUCCCCUGUUCCAGAAAUUCAGCUUGGUCUGGAGGAAAUCCCAGAGGAGAGGGUCCCAGAGAUGGAAGAUAUUACAAUGGAUAUUGAGGAACAGUUAAGAUCCCCUGUUCCAGAAAUUCAGCUUGGUCUGGAGGAAAUCCCAGAGGAGAGGGUCCCAGAGAUGGAAGAUAUUACAGUGGAUAUCGAGGAACAGUUAAGGCUGCAGGAUGUUACUGAAGAUUUAGUGACCUUUCACUCUCUGCUGCCCCCUCAGCCCAGCCGUAGAAUUGUUGCCCACAUAUUUUGGAGAUUGCUAGAGCAAACAGUUGCAAGACAGGUCACAGUGCGACAGGACGAGCCGUUUGGUGACAUCAUCAUUUCACAGCCAUAGAUCGGUGGUAAACUGAUGACUUGCCAUUGUUCUCAGACAAAACUGUUAUGAUACAUAUUCACAUGAUUUUUUAAAUCAGUGUUCAUGUUUAUGAAUUUUUAAACAACUGAAAGGUCUUCAGUUGUAGUAACACGUUACUGAUGGUUUAACACAUUUUUGUCAUUGUUUAUUUAAUAUUGUGAUGUUUUUUAAUCUAUGAUAAACAAGUUUCAUCUUUUUAAGAAAUGAAAUUAACUUAACU